AUGGCGGCCAAGAUCAUUGUCUUGGGCAGCGUUAACGGGAAGCUCGACACGGCUUUCUCCAAGCUCGCAGCGCUGCACUCCAAGAACAAUUUCUCUUUCGCCAUCAUCGCAGGCAACUUGUUCGAGGUUGACCAAGACGAGGGCACUAUUGAGCGUCUUGUGAAUGGGGAGAUCAGCGUUCCGCUGACCACUUACUUCACUGUGGGCAAUGCGCCCCUGCCCCCGCAGAUUGUUGCCCGCGUCGAGGCCGAUGAAGAUGUCUGUGAGAACUUGCACUUUCUCGGCAAGCGAAGCGUGAACAAGACGUCGGAUGGCAUUCGUAUCGUCACCCUUGGUGGUAUCCUGGACAAAAGCAUCAUCGGCGGGCUGUCUACGGAGCAGCACCUUCCAUUCCAUACCACUGGGGAUGCAACAUCGCUGCGAGGCUCGAACAAAGCUGACAUCCUUCUGACGUCCAUGUGGCCUGCAGGAGUCUGGUCCAAGUCAAAGGUUGUCCUCUCGCCUGAAAACCAAGCUGCGACUGCCAGUUCCCACGAAAUCGCAGACCUGUGUACCGCUAUCAAGCCUCGGUACCAUUUCUCAUUCUCUGCUGCCGAUUUCUUCUAUGAACGAGAGCCUUUCUUCUACGUGACUGACGACGAGGCGUCUGAAAGCAAACCUGUAACACGCUUUAUCUCAAUGGCCUCGUUCGGCAAUGCAGCCAAGGCUAAGGCGAUGUACGCUUUCAACUUGCAGCCUGAAGAGGCAGCGUCGGUCCCUCCGAUCGGAAGCACCCCCUCGCCAUUUACCGCUGCCAAAGGCACAAAGCGGCAAGCAGAUGGGGACCCAUCAGCCUACUCGGGCCGCUUUGCCCACGAUGGUCACUCAGACCGACCUAAUCGCCGUCGGCGACACCAGCGCUCUCCCCCUCCAGGUCCAAGUCAGUGCUUUUUCUGUCUUAGCAAUCCGGAACUUGCGACUCACAUGGUCUGCUCGAUCGGGGAGAAUGCCUAUAUUGCCUCAGCCAAGGGGCCCCUACCAAGCUCAAGCACCUUCUCAUCAACGGGUCUGAAAUUCCCCGGCCACCAGAUUAUCAUUCCCUUUGCCCAUGAGCCUACUAUGCGAGCUGUCCCCAACGGCGAGGGUCUGCCGACGUAUCACGAGAUGGCUCGAUUCCGUGAGGCUCUUCAGGCAAUGGUCAGCAAGCAAUCAGAUCACAAACUUGGUGCGGUCACCUGGGAGAUCAGCCGAGCAAACAACAUCCACACUCACUGGCAAUUUCUGCCGGUCCCCAUUGACUUACUGCGCAAGGGUCUUGUUGAAGCUGCUUUCAAGGUGGAGGGUGAGAAUCUUCGAUACCCUACCUUCAAGGAGCGUGCCGUAGGUUCCGGAAUCGACGAAGAGGGUGACUUCCUUCGCCUUUGGUUAUGGUCCGACGAUAGUGACGCGGAAAUUCAGGGCAAGGAGCUUGUCAUGCCCAUCAACGACACGUUCCGCUUCGACCUUCAGUUUCCCCGUAAGGUUUUGGCAAAGCUCUUGCAGCUUGACAAGAGAAUCCGCUGGCAAGACGUGGCGCAAUCAGUGGAGGAAGAGUCGGCGGACGCUGAGCACUUCAAAGAGGCCUUCAAGCCCUGGGACUUCACUCUUGCAUAA
Neoarthrinium moseri is the source of this 1632-nucleotide messenger RNA. RefSeq lists its product as uncharacterized. Gene Ontology annotation, biological process: mRNA splicing, via spliceosome. NCBI's taxonomy places the organism in Eukaryota, Fungi, Ascomycota, Sordariomycetes, Amphisphaeriales, Apiosporaceae. The coding region runs from base 1 to 1632 and encodes 543 amino acids. Gene Ontology annotation, cellular component: post-mRNA release spliceosomal complex. The transcript has 3 exons. Gene Ontology annotation, molecular function: RNA lariat debranching enzyme activator activity. The record is from RefSeq and is a predicted model, not a curated record.